AUGGACGCCGUUGUUGGCUUGGAAGAGCUAUUUGCUGCGCAUUCGGCCGUGCCUGCCUUAGACGUCUUGCAGCACCUCCGAAAGGACGUCGGCCAGCAGCAAGCUCAAGCGCUGCUGAACAUCCACCGGGAAUAUCUACAGCUGAGCAGGUGUAGUUUUGGACGUCGGGGCCGACCAUCUUACGCAUUGCGCACUGAAGCCGACGUGCAGCGUCUAUGCAGUAUCGCCAAAAUAUCCGAUGAAGACACGGCGCGUUUCUGGGCGACAGAUGUCGGUCAGCGUUUACGUGGUCCGCAUGGCGCCGCAGCCGUCCGUGAGGCGAAUACACAUGAUGGCAGCGUGCGUGGCGACGUCAGCGAUACCGGUACGACCAACACGUCAUCCAUGCGUAUCGAUGAACAACCAACCGGCGUUCACGUUGGGAAUGCCGAGCCAUCCAGCAGCACCGGCCAACUCCGGGUGCCCCUAUAUGCUCGCAGCGACAUUAGCAACUGUGCUGUCGUGCCGCUCGAUGCCCACACAACGUGUUUGGACUGCAUGCGACAUGGCCUCAUUGCCGCGGGCGCCACUGAUGUGCCUGCGCCUGAAAUUCUGCUGGCGACCGUGGUGGCCGCCAUUGCCGAGUGUUGGGAGUCGAUGCGCUUUCAAGUGCUACACACCCAUGCCAGCAGCCUCCCCAGCACUUGCACGGCGACACAAUAUGGUGAAGCCCUACAGCAGCACCGGCUGCUGCCAGGCGAUGUGGAGCUGGCGGUUCUUGCCCAUGCUUUCAACAUUGCGAUCACAGUGUUUGACCCGGCUGGGCUGCAGAUCUGCUACUGGGGCUCCAGCUCAGCGCCAACAGAAGUGUGCCUCAUCCGGCAGGCGGGCCUCGCUGGCGCCCCCUUGCCUUACCGCCUGCUGGAUAUGGUGCCGGGUGUGUGGACAGGGCAACGCCGCCAGCAUCUUGUCGUGGCUUGUCGCGCGGUUGGCCUCUGCAUGUCAGAAACACCGUCAGCCGAGCGGGCUGGUCAAGUGUGUGCUGUCCUGCAGGCGAUGGACAGCCGCUUUGAGGUCACUGUGCAGCAGGUGUUGGUGGAAUGGGCUGAUCAGCACGAACCUGCGGUUCAGCAGCAGCCCCCGCAGCGGCAGCGGCAGGAGCAGCAGCAAAGGCGUCAGCAGCAGCACCAGCCACAGCAGCGCAACCGGGUCGCUGCACAGCCAACACGCCAGCAGCACCAUCGACCAUCUGACGGACCAUUGCCCAGUCCUGCUGUAACAGAUGCUGAGCAACACAUUCCUGGGUACUUCGGAGCAUCCUGGCGCAGUGGCCCCGGCCACAGACUUGGCAUCUCUGACCGGCUCGCGGCUUGGAGCGCUGUCACAAGCAUGCUGCUGGCCAGUGCACUUGUGGUGUGCGCCAUGUGCGGAGUCACCAGCACCGAUUUGCACGAUGACCUCAAGCGCUGGGCCACUGUGGAGCCUGUCGGUGCUGGCAUUGCGCCAUACUCAUUCCACAACAGCUUGCAUGCCGGCAGCACAACCACACACGAAGGCCUGUGGCACCUGUGUCCGCACUGUGCUCCAUUGUAUCCAGCGAACAGUGGCAAUGAGCGAGCAGAGUAUCUGGUCUUCCAUCCACCAGACUAUACCAAGGCCAUCGUGUCCUUGGACGCCAUUGACCAACUGCGGAUAGGCCUAGUGGAUGUUGGACUUGGCUUCUUUUCAGCGGCCUUUGGAUUUGUUGCCGGCAAGCUUCGGCAGCAGCAUUGCAUGGAAGCGCUGGUCCUGGAUUGGGCACGCGACUCCACACGCCGCGUCAACACGCUGCCCCCGGCACUGCAGGAGGUGCUGGGAUGGAGCGUGCAGCACAACCCGCUCGUCAGGGAGUUCCUCACCGUUGCUGAACAAGUCCCGCCCAAUCACCCAUUGCCAUACCUUUGUCCAGCUGAUGUGCAAUCGUUUGUCGCCAGUGAGCAAGCCUGCAAACCACUUGUGCUGGCCACCCUGGACGCAGCAGAGGCAGCUCGCUCACUCAUAUCGGUGGUUGUGCCUGCCAUCCAGCGUGCAGCCAUGAAGCAUGCACCCGUGAUGUACACCGCGGGAACAUUGGUUCCGUGGUCGCCCACUCUGCCCGAGCUCAACCUGGCUGUUGCUGCAGACGGGACCCCACUGGACUAUCAGUUUGGCCUGUCUGCGGAGAUGGCCAUGUUCCCCUAUCUGUUUCCCUUUGGCUUUGGCGCAUUUAUGGGCGGCACGACCUUGGUCAAGUACUUAGCAUACCGUGCCAAGUGCCUCUUCAGUGUGUGGACAUUGUGCAAGCCGUACUUGCUGCUCAUGUAUGUGCUUCGCCAGAGUGCCCGGCUGCAGGAUCAAAAUACAGAGGCCGUGCUGGAGAGUGCGCUCCUGGACUACAAGUCCCAGCACCCUAACGUGAGUGACGAGGACGCCAUCCGUCACAUUCUCAAGCACAAGCUGCCGGCCACGUUGCCCAACACGCCUGCAUGGCACCGCAGCAACCUGCAAGAUUUGCUGUGCAUGGUGGACCGCUUUGGCAUGCCGUCAUUCUUUCUCACGCUCACAACCGAUGAAGUGUCUGCCACACGCUGGCCCGAAGUCGAGACGCUGGAGCAAAAGCUGCAGGAACCAUCACAAGCGCCACCGUCCGUGCUGUGUGGGCUAGGCGAGCGUGGCUGGGGCGUCAUCGUCAUCGUCUUGGACUGUGACGGCGGUGGGCGUGUGGGCGCUGCCGGCACGUCGCCGCCUCAUUGCGUAGAAGGCCGGGCUGGCGGAAGGCGGCCCGCACAGCACAUUGUAGCCGCCCGGCCCCCUAGCCUUGAACUGCGCGAUGUAGAAGGCCUCCAUCCGUUGGGCCAGUGCGGGAUUGGCGGUGGACAUGAGGCGCAUGAGCGAGAAGUGGUCAUGGAAGGGUUGGUAGCGGCUGGCGUCCUCCUUCAUCCAGCUGGGUGGGUUGCGGGCAUGAGCUUGGAAGCGACGUUGAGGGUCCCGGGACUGGCCGACGUACACUCUGCCGGUGGGAGCGCACGUGAUGGUAUACAGUCACGUGCGGGCGGGGGCACUGGAAUCUGGCUCGGCGGGGCUGCUAGCGGCUCGCUUGGCUGGCGUGGUUGUGGUCAGGAGGGCGCCCGACGCUCACGCCUGCUGCGCGGCCGUCAGCACCGAGCGCGCGAACUCCUGGUCCGCCUUGAGGACGGUGCCCGUGUCCAUGCCGUAGUCAUAGAUGAGCUCUAUGGCGGUAUCUGCUCGCAGGCUGCCGGCAGCCACGAUCCACAGCUGCAUGACCGCCGCAUGCGUCGCCAUCGCACGGUCCGGCAUGUCGCCUUCGUGUAUUGCUGCUGUGAUGUUGUACAAGUACGCUGCAGGGGCAUGGAGGGAGGGAGGGUGGAUGUGAGGUUGGCGGGAUGUCGGGACGGAAGUGGAGGCAUGGAGGGGCGAGGCGUGACAGGAAUGGAUGCCGUGGCCACAUGGCCGGACAGUUGGAGAGCGGGCACGGGGGACGGCAGCGGGUGCAAGCGAGGAAGGGGCGGCAAGGCAGCACGACUUACUGCUGGCGGGCUUGGCAUCGUGCUGCUCCAGGAAGUCGUCCCUGUACUUUCGGGCCUCGGCCAGGAGCACGUUGAACUCGGCAUUGGUGUGGUUAGCGCGCAGGACGUCCUCGGCGUGACAUCCCAUGCUUCCCAAGAGCAGCUGCUGCCUGACGGUACGAGGGGCAGCAGCAGGGCGUGUCAGGAUGGUGGAUGCACGGGACAGGCGGAGUGGCGCGUGGGCGCGCAGCAGGAAUGGCAUGCGUGCUGUGUGGCAGGGUCGGCGAUGUUGACGGGCGGCUUGGCUGACGCGCCGGCGGAAGAGCCCGACGGCAGGCUCGGCGAAGGCGCGCCGUAAGCGCCCAAGUUGGUGGGCGGAAGGGACUGUUGCGGGAGUUGGGAUGGGCGAGCCAGUUUGGGAGGCAUGUUGAUCGCGGUUACCAAAGUAGAACUGGGGUCAGCGAAGCGAGAGGCUGGCUGGCUGCCGACCGCGAAAGCGAGUUCGGUAUAUAAGCUUAAAAAUGGAAAGAGGAGAAUGUAUGGAAAAGAAGGCGACACAGGCCUGCAUUUAUACAAGUCGCGGCACCGUACAAACCGGACGCUUCAAGGGGGCGGGCUGAAUCGGAAGAGCGCCGGAGCGCGGUCAGUACGUCUUCGCAGGGUGAGCAUGGGCGUCGGCAGCUGCGGUAACGGGUGGGGCGCUGGGACAAGUGGAAUGCGGCAAUGAAAAAAGCGCCAUGGAAAUGGCAGGCGGACAAGCGGAAAUGUGAAAGCGGCGUGUUGCUCCCAGCACAGCGAAAAGCUGUUGCAUUCCAGGAGCGGCGUGCAGCUCGCCCGCUCAGUUGUGAAUGCGAGGUCGGACAGGAUUGGGGUGUAAAGUAUGGAAUGAAUCAAAGUGCGCUAGGUGGUGAGGAGACGGGACUGGGGACAUGGUGCUGACGGCGCUGCACAAGUGCAUGGACGUGAAUAAACUUUUGGAAAGGGGCUAUGUUAUGAAGCGCG
Molecule: messenger RNA, 4526 nt
Organism: Volvox carteri f. nagariensis
Lineage: Eukaryota; Viridiplantae; Chlorophyta; Chlorophyceae; Chlamydomonadales; Volvocaceae
Exons: 9
Coding region: 1-3882 (1293 amino acids)
Source: RefSeq, a predicted model, not a curated record